Molecule: messenger RNA, 489 nt
Organism: Solanum stenotomum
Lineage: Eukaryota; Viridiplantae; Streptophyta; Magnoliopsida; Solanales; Solanaceae
Exons: 2
Coding region: 1-489 (162 amino acids)
Source: RefSeq, a predicted model, not a curated record
AUGGGGCACUUAGCCCAUUCUAUUGGUGUACGGGCUACCCAGUUAGAGGUUGAGGUACCUUGGAUGAUUGAGAGGGCCCUCCUAGCUGCUUUGACACCCCUCCAGACUUCUAUUGAUGAUCUCACAGUGAGAGUCGCGACUUGUGAGAGUCGACAACGGGUUACUUUAGAGGUGACAGCUUUGAAAGCCGAAGUUGCAGAUUUGAGAAAGGAUGUGGACUACCUAAAGUCCACAGACUUCACUUCUUUUUUGGAGGCAGUUGAUGAUAUGGAUGCCCCGGCUAAUUCUGAGAUUCCUCUAGCCACCACCGGAGAUCUUAGGGAGCGAGACAUUGUCGUAUAUGAUGAUCUGGCUGACCUAGAGGAUGCGAUGUUUGAGACUGCCCGCCAGACCUCCUUGAGAGACACCAGCAUGGUUGUGUGUAGUGGAGUCGUUGCUGCUGAUGUGACCUCGGGCACUGAUUCCCCAACAAAUAGAGCAACUGUGUAG